Molecule: messenger RNA, 1487 nt
Organism: Caenorhabditis elegans
Lineage: Eukaryota; Metazoa; Nematoda; Chromadorea; Rhabditida; Rhabditidae
Source: RefSeq
AAAGACAUGUCAAGUGCUCAGUUUCAAACUUUCGAUGCUGACCUCUCAUUGACAAGUCAGACUGACUGUGAAAACUCUGCACGGGAAAUUCUAACCAAGCUUCGACCAGAAUGGAAAUCACCUGAAAUAACGUUUGAGUAUUUCUCAGUCGGAAUCACGAACAAAAUAUUUUCUGCGGGAUUCGGAACCGAACACGUGAUCUUUCGUGUUUUCGGUCACAACACCAACAAGGUCAUUGAUCGGGAGAACGAGGUGAUCGCAUGGAAACAACUGGCAGAAUAUGGAUUCGCUGCUCCUCUUUAUGGAAAAUUUAAUAAUGGAUUGAUUUGCGGAUUUUUGGAGGGAAAAAGUCUAGCGAUUGAACAGAUGAGAGACUCGAAAUUUAAUAUGAACAUUGCCAAAAGAAUUGCCCAACUUCACUCUUCCGUUCCAACCAAUGGAAAAACUCCAGUGUUUGAAAAAAUGCGAACAUUUUUACAACAGCUGAAUCCGUCAUUUGAAAAAGAAAGCCAACAGAAUUUUUUCCACGAGAACUUUCCAACUGAUCUAGGAGCAGAAAUUUCCAAAAUUGAAAAGAUGAUCGUAAUGCUAAAAGAGCCAAUUGUAUUCUGUCAUAACGACCUUCUUGUGCACAACAUUGUGUAUGACAGUGAGAAGAAAUCAAUCGAAUUUAUUGACUAUGAAUAUGCAUUCCCAAAUUAUGCUCUAUACGACAUUGCCAAUCACUUUUGUGAAUAUGCAGGCGUCGAAGGAUCUCCUGACUACUCAAAAUGUUUGACAAAAGACGAGAAGUGGGCAUUUAUCAACGACUAUUUACGUUUUUCAAAUGGAAAAGAGCACUCUGACACCCGAAUUGCUACAAUGUUCAAGAACUUGCUAUUGUUUGAAGCAGCCGCCCAUCUUUUCUGGGCUGUGUGGGCACUUGUCCAAGCACAGAAUUCAACGAUUGACUUUGAUUAUUUAACGUUAGGUUUUGCAAACAUUUAAAAAAUACUAACUGUAAAUUGUAAUUAUUAAAAUGAGUAUGCAACACAAACACUGUCGUUAUAAAACGUUUUGAGAAAUUUCCCAAAAAAAGUUGCGACCGUUCAAAGUGUUGGAAAAAGGCGUAUUUUACAGCUAAAAUCUCUGGUAGAAUUUGAAAUUUUAUCUGAAUAUAAGUUUUUUCUCCAAAAUUUUUAAAUUUUUUUGAGAAAUUUUCAGAACAUCGGUAGUUUUGGGCAAUUCUAAGUCUAAAAAAAAUGCGAAGUCUUCGAUUUUGGUAAUCCACAAUUACUUUCAAUAAUUUCAGUCAAUUAAAGAGACAAUUUUCAGGUACGCUCACGCUCGAUAUCAACAAUAUCAAAAACGUCUUCAUAAGUACAUAUCGAAAAUUGAACAUUGAUUAAGUUUACAAAAAAAAUUAUGUUUCUGUUUUAUUUGUGACCCAAUCUUGUGAUUUCUUAAAACUUUUUAUUAUGUUUAGUAGAAAUGAAUACUGAAAUUUU